Fusarium venenatum is the source of this 1320-nucleotide messenger RNA. RefSeq lists its product as uncharacterized. The record is from RefSeq and is a predicted model, not a curated record. NCBI's taxonomy places the organism in Eukaryota, Fungi, Ascomycota, Sordariomycetes, Hypocreales, Nectriaceae.
AUGCCCUUUAUUUACGCUAUCCUUACACUCCUCUUUUGGGCCUCGGCCAGGGCUCUGCAGGUUACUCCAAACUCGCCAUGUGCUCAGUUUUGCCAUGGCACUCCUAAUUCAAAAUCGAGCAAAACCAACGGUGACGAGAUUGUCUGUAACGAUGAUGACUUCAAAAGACAAGCUGAGGGCCAAAAGUUCCAAAGAUGUCUGGCCUGCUUACAAGACAGCACCUUUGAGCAGGGUGAUGAAAAUGACCAAGACUGGUUCUUGUACAACAUGCGAUACUCUUUCGACUAUUGCAUAUUUGGCUAUCCGAACGCAACUGGAAUUUCAUCAGGCCCAUGCGUCACUUCGGAGGCAUGUGGACCGAUCGAAGAUGCCUUGAAAGAGGGCAUUGCCGAACCCAACGACAGAGACAAGUAUGGCUACUGUGACACUGAUGACAAAGCCAUGCUUGGUGAUGCAGUUGCCAAGUGCCAGGCUUGCGUCAAGGCAGACAGCAGCCAAACGAUUAUAUCAAACUUUCUCAUUGCGCUUGAAGCUGGGUGCCAACAGCGUCCCGAUCCCGGCACCACGCUCGGGCUUAAUGAUACUGUCUUCAGCGACAGGUCCAUCUCGAUUCUUGACCCAUCUGCUUCUCUUGCUCCUGGAGAUAACCAUGAGCUCCCCAAUACUUCCAUUGCUGCCAUUGUAGUUGGAGCAGUUGCUUUCCUUCUUAUCUCUGCAGGAUGUAUUUUUAUGCAACAUCGAAAGCGCAAGAAGCUGUCUGCCCAUGAUCGACGCUCUUCUCUUUCGUUCCGCUGUCAGGCACGUCUCACCCCACGAACACCCGGUUUUCAUGACCUGCCUCCAUAUAUGGAUGAGGAACGGAACAUUUCAAAGUCUUCACUCUGGAGCCCAAACAAAGUAGUAAGGAGUUCAAAGGAAGGCCACAAGCUCGGCAUAGUCACCACUAUUGUCACAAUUCCUCAUCCACCACCUACAAAAGCCCCGUUACAUACCCCUUCUCGCGAUGAUUCGUCCCCAGCAGAAAGCGUCUCGAGCUGCUGCAAUGCUGCUCUUUUAUCCAAUGGGACAGUGCAGCAAUGUAGCACUCCUUGUGUCGCAUCGCCGCUUUUCAGUCCUGGUCUUUCUAUUGCAACACCCCGGUCGGGAACCUUCCCACGUGACUACCAUGAUAGCAACAAUCCUUGGGCGCAGCAACCAACAAGUGCUACUGCUAGAGGUUUCUUGAAAACGAAGCAGUCAAGAGACUCUCAAGCACCAACCGAGACACGCAAUAUUCGGAUUGUGUUUGAUCCACCACCCAAAAAGCCCAGAAAAGGUUGA